AUGGGUUCUCUUGCGAAACAAAAUAUGGUCCAAAAUGUAUUUUUAUUUGGGCCGCAAGCGCUAUCGCUAGACGGCGAUGAUAUCAAAACCCUGCGAGAGACACUUCAUUCAACGCCAAGCAAUCGAUGGGCUCUCGACUGCCUAUCUGAGCUGCCCGACUUGUGGGAUGUUGUUGCCAAAAAUGUCUCUCAACUGGAAAGUUUCGAUGGCAAGCCAUUGUUGAAGAAGUUUGUUGACGAAUUCAAUGCUGGAAGCACAUCCCCGUCCACAUUCCCGCUGCCAAACAUAUUAACCACCCCGCUCGUCGUCAUAAUGCAUUUGACACAGUACUCAAAAGCAUUGCGAGAUACUUGGCCUAGACUGAAAGACGACGAUCCGCUGCCAGCCGACUUCAUGCAGGAAUCAGUUGCAGCUGGUCUAUGUACCGGUAUGCUCGGGGCCAUGGCCGCGAGCCAUUCCGGCACCCUACAGAGCUUGGCCACGAACAGUGGCAAAGCGGUGAGGCAAGCCAUGGCUAUUGGAGCAAUGGUCGAUGCCGAAAUGGCAUCAGACGGUUCAGAUGGACGUGCAGUAUCUUUCUCAGUAUCAUGGGGAGCCGGCCGUACCCUGGAUAGCGUCAAAAAGUUGAUCCAACCGUUUCCCAACACCUACAUAUCUGUCAUCAUGGAUGAACGGAGAGCAACAAUCACUGUUUCUGAGAAGUUGGCAGUCGCCUUUGCUCAAACGCUGAAGGCGGCUGGCGUUUACGUCGUGCGACUGGAACUGGCAGGACGUUUCCACUGGCCGGGCCAUGCAGAAAAUGCAAAGCAACUGGCACAGCUAUUUGCGUCCAACGAAAAAUUCCAUCUGUCAAGUCCACGCCACAUGAUGUUCCACAGCGACAUGAGCAGUUUGAGUCGAGACUCCCUUGUGGAAGUGACAGUUCUUAGGGGAAUCCUCCUCGAACAGUCUGACUGGUUUUCGUCAUUCAGUCAGCUAGUUGACCCAUCCAUUCUUGAUGCGAGCCAGGGCAGGAUCAUCAACAUAGGGCCCGAGCGCUGCGUGCCACCAACUCUUGCCAGCAUGCUGAAUUCUCGGGUAACCCGAAUUGGCGAAACGAGUCUGGCAAAGCCAGGCAUCGCACCGCAUAUCAUCCACGGCGAUGAGCAGAUUGCAGUCGUCGGAAUGUCCUGUCAUGUGCCUGGAGCAGAAGAUCUGGACGAAUUCUGGAAUAUUCUGGUCAGUGGCCAAUCCCAACACAGGGAAGUUCCUCCAGAGAGAUUCCCCAUGGAUAUGAAUUGGAGAAAGCUGCAAGAACAAGGAGCCGGUAGUCGCAAGUGGUUCGGCAACUUUAUUGACGACUUUGACAAGUUCGACCACAAGUUUUUCAAGAAGAGCCCCCGUGAGUCGGCGUCCAUGGACCCCCAGCAGCGCCUGUGUCUCAAGCUGGCAUACCAGGCAAUGGAGCAGGCUGGAUAUUUCACGUUGUCCUCAUCCACCGAAGAUAAACACAUUGGCUGCUACAUUGGUGUGGGCAACGUUGACUACUUCGAUAAUAUUGCCUGCCACCCUGCCAACGCCUAUACAGCAACAGGUAACCUCCGCAGCUUCGUCGCAGGCAAGGUCAGCCAUUGGUUUGGGUGGACCGGUCCCAGUUUGACAGUUGACACCGCCUGCUCAUCGUCCAGCGUGGCCAUCCAUCAAGCGUGUCUGGCCAUUCUACAUGGAGAGUGCAGCAGCGCUCUCGCUGGUGGUGUCAAUAUAUUCACCAGCCCGAACUGGUUCCACAACCUUGCCGGGGCGUCAUUUCUAAGUCCAACUGGGCAAUGCAAGCCAUUUGAUGCCAACGCAGAUGGUUAUUGCAGAGGAGAAGGCGGUUGUGCAGUCUAUCUCAAGAAGCUAUCCUCGGCACUCGCCGAUGGCGACCAAAUUUUUGGUGUCAUUGCAGCUACCAAGGUGUACCAGAACCAGAACUGCACAGCCAUUACAGUUCCCAACUCGCCAUCACUGUCUGAGCUAUUCUCCGAUGUGGUAAAGCAGGCCAGGCUCGAACCACAAAAUGUGUCUGUAGUUGAGGCUCAUGGAACAGGAACACCUGUCGGAGACCCUGCCGAGUACGAUGCAGUCCGUACGGUUUUCGGAGGCCACAGCCGAGGCAACGCGAAUUUGUCUCUGAUGUCUGUGAAAGGUCUUGUCGGACAUGCAGAAUUUGCCUCUGGAAUCAUUUCAUUGGUCAAAAUUCUACUCAUGAUUCACCACAGGACCAUCCCUCCCCAGCCCAGUUUUGUAACCUGCAGCCCGGGAUUGAAAGCGACAUCUGCGGAUAAAAUUGAAAUUACAACGCGAGUGAAGCCAUGGGAUGCGAACUUCCUUGCUGCCCUCAUCAACAAUUAUGGUGCUUCUGGAUCCAACGCAUCCAUGAUUGUUACUGAAUCGGCCACUCUGCGCCGCAUCCCGUCGAGCGCGGAAUCCGCUUCGAUCGAAGGCCAAAUCUAUCCAUUUCGCUUGCACGCUUUCGAUCCGAAAAGCCUCAAAGCGUAUAUACGCAAGCUUAAAAUGCUCCUGGAACCCCAGGCCGCAGCGGACACGGUCGACAAAAGCGUUUUAUCAGUGUCCAACCUCUCCUUCCAAUUGUUCCGUCAAUCGAACCCGACAUUGCCCUGGGGCGCCAUAUUCACUGCUUCCUCAUUGACAGACCUAUGCACAAAACUGUCUGCUUUGGAGAAUGAUAGCGGUUCAGUUGUAGCAGAGCAGUACUCUCAAACAACGCGGCCAGUUGUUCUCUGCUUUGGUGGCCAGGUGUCCACCUUCGUUGGAUUGGACAGGGCAGUCUUCGACAGCGCUACCAUUCUGCAGGCGCAUUUGGACAAGUGUGAUUCGGCGUGUCUCUCGCUCGGGCUGGGCAGCAUAUACCCCGACAUCUUCCUGAAAACACCUAUUCAAGAUACUUGCAGACUCCAACUGGCCUUGUUUGCGAUGCAGUACUCUUGCGCUAGAAGCUGGAUCGACUGUGGAGUGAAUGUCGCCGCUGUAGUGGGCCAUAGCUUUGGCGAGCUUACGGCCCAGUGCAUCGCUGGAGCCUAUUCGUUGGAGGAUGCUCUCAAGAUUGUGUCGCGUCGGGCUCGCAUCAUUCGUGACUCUUGGGGCCCAGAGAGAGGUGCCAUGCUGGCGGUCGAGGCGGACUCUACCACAGUAGAGGCUCUUAUCGCAAAAGCUAUCGAAGCCUCCAGUGGCGAAUCGGACGUUGGAGUUGCCUGCCAUAAUGGGCCAAAAAGCUUCACCCUGGCUGGUUCUGCCAGAUGGGUUGAGCACUUCCAGAGUCUGGCCGCCGAAGCCACAUCACCGCCCAAGAUGAAGCGGCUGAACGUGACAAAUGCUUUUCACUCGAAACUUGUGGAACCGUUAAUGAAGGAGCUACAAGAUGUGGCUGCUGAUGUUGAAUUCCACACACCUACUAUAAGGGUGGAACGGGCAACAAGGACCUCGUCGUCGUCGUCCGACAAGCUGCAGUCGGAUUUCGUCGCACAGCAUCUACGACAUCCAGUUUACUUUCACGAUGCCGUUCAGAGAAUUCAUAAGGACUGUGCGGACGCUGUAUGGCUUGAGGCAGGAUCGAAUUCAAGCAUUGCGAACAUGGCCAGUCGCUCACUUGCAAGCCCAGCAUCGAAUCAUUUCCAAGCCAUCAACAUCACGAGCAAUACCUCGUUCACGUUCCUUGUCAACAACACCAUUGACCUUUGGAAGCAGGGUCUCAAUGUGACUUUCUGGAUGCAUCACGCCAGUCAAGCACAACACUACUCCCCGCUCAUUCUGCCUCCGUACCAAUUUGAGAAAGCAACACACUGGAUGGAGCUCAAAGACAUGCCGCUCAGCUCGCCACCUGCCGCCGCCGAGCAGCAGUCGGCGUCGCAGCCAGAAGAACCAAAAACCCUAACAAGUUUCGUUGCCUACCAAGGAGAUAAUAAGCAGAAUGCUCGAUUCCGCGUCAACGUCGGCACCUCCCAAUUUCAAGUUCCUGCCAAUGCAACCAAAAUUGCCCAGAAGGUGGCAGCAGUCCCGGCCAUGCUUCAUGUCGAGAUUGCAUUGCAUGCUAUUUACAAUCUGAAUCCUGAGUUUGACAGUACCGAGUACCAGCCGCUUAUUCGAAAUACUCAUCUUUAUAAUAUCCUAUGCGCCGAUGUCAGUGGCGAGCUCCUUGUUGACGUGGCGUGGUCUGGAAUGCCAGACCGCAGCUAUACGUGGAAAAUCAGCUCAGUGGACAACAGUGGAGCACCAUUUACAGUCUAUAGCACCGGUGUCAUAUCAUUUACCUCAUCGACGGAUCCCUAUGUAAAAGAGAAUUAUGAUCACUUGACUCGUCUGAGCGGCAGGGCUAGGUGCGAGAGGCUCCUGAUGGGGACCGAUGAGAAUGUCGAUGUGCUUCAAGGCCGAAGCAUAUACCGAUCAAUGCAACAGCUGAUUGAAUACAAAGAAGCAGCUGGCAAAGUCACAAAGGUCUCUAGCAAUGGCAGCGAAGCAGCCGGUCGUGUCAAAGCACAUCAACUCGGUGGACAACACGGCAAGGGUGGCUACGUCAACACGAUACGCACCGAAACCUUUUGCCAGGUGGCGAGUAUCUUCCUCAACCUGAUGAUUGAGGAUGAAGAUUCUUCCUCGGAGAGAGACAACAAGGGCACUAUCUUUAUUUGCCGGGGCUUUUCUCAGUGGCUACGCAGUGGCAGCUGGUCGGGUAACAACAUCGACUCGAGAGAGUGGAAUGUCUUUGUUGCCUGUCACCGAACGUCCGAGUCAGGAUACAUUGCCGACAUCUUUGUUUUUGAUGGUCAGGAUGGGCAUUUGGCGGAGGUCAUGCUGGGUGUUUCCUAUGAACGACAAGCGAUGGAUGACAUCGUUAGUGGACAACUGGUUGCUGAACCCUCGCGCGCAGAGACGAGGAGCUCCUCAUCAACAGACGGACCUACGCCGCCGGACACACCCACUAAUAAUUUCACCAAACGCAUUUCACAGAACGGUUCAUCUUCUGUUUCGGAGGGCUCUGAACCAGCACCCACAUCGGCGCCUCCAGCAAAUGCUGCAGUUGACGCGGAGGUCUAUGACAAAACCGUCGAGCUGGUGUGCAAUCUGUCAGGAUUGGAGCCAGAAGACAUCAAGAAAGACUCGGACUUGGCAGAGCUUGGUAUCGAUUCCCUCAUGGCUAUGGAAGUAGUUCGCGAAGUCGACGCGGCAUUCCAUGUGGUCUUGACUAAUGAUGCGUUGAUGGAGCUGACAGACUUCAAGAGUCUGGUGGCUUGUAUCAGAUCCGCACUGGGUAUGAGCAAUGACACUGCGCCUGCAGACGAACCUGCCGCAUCAUCGACUUCCAAGGGCAUUCCCGACCGGCAAGUCAAUGGCACUUCAGCUAUGGAACCCGCCAGCACUGUGAAUGGUGACGCCGGCAGUGCCGUGGACGGCUAUAACAUCAUCGCGAAUGGCGCUCCUGCGACGCUAUCGGCAUCAAUCAUCUUGGAGGUCUUCAACGAGCUGGCAUGGGAGACUGAUAACCUUCUUGAAGAGCACAAUCUGGCUGGAUACAAUAAACACAUCACCCCACGAACAAGCGAGCUGUGUGUUGCCUACAUUCUCGAUGCGUUUGAACAGCUCGGCUGUUCCAUCCGCUCUGCAAAAGCAGGCGAUCAAUUACCGCGUGUCUCUUAUCUUGCUAAGCACGAGAAACUUAUGGAGCUCAUGUAUCAGCUACUGGAGGUCGACGCCCGUCUCAUCGACAUCCAAGGCCCAACCAUUACACGCACAGCAGUCGCGCCGCCACUCAAAUCGGCGGAUACUCUACUCGCCAAAUUGCUAGAGGAAGAACCGACGCAUAUGUACGAUGUUAAACUUGCAGCUCUUGUCGGCACCAGAUUUGCCGACUUGAUAACUGGAAAGGAAGACGGUGUCCAACUCAUAUUCGGGCGACAAGAGUCGCGCGACGUGGCCUCUGACUUUUACGCCAAGUCUCCUUUUACAGGUGUAUGGAUUCACCAACUUUUACUGUUUAUGGAGAAACUUGUCUCCAGGAUUCCCAAGACCGGCGAGACGAUUAACAUCCUUGAGAUUGGCGCUGGCACCGGUGGAACUACUUCGCAGCUUGUGCCUUUGCUGGCCACGCUCGGCGUGCCAAUCCGAUACACCAUGUCCGAUAUAUCGAGCUCCUUGGUCGCCGCCGCCCGCAAGCGAUUUAAGAAGUACCCAUUUGUUGAGUUCAAGGUGGUUGAUGUUGAGUCUGCACCCGAUGCCGCCCUUGUGCAAAGUCAACACAUUAUCCUGGCCACAAACUGCAUUCAUGCUACACGCAACUUGUCUGUGUCACUGAGCAACAUCCAUCGUAUGUUGCGAGCCGAUGGCUUUUUGAUGCUUCUGGAGAUGACACAUCAGGUUCCCUGGAUUGACUUUGUCUUUGGUGUGCUUGAAGGCUGGUGGCUGUUUGAGGACGAGCGUGAUUAUGUGCUCGCCUCGGUGAGCCAUUGGGAGAAGACGUUGAGAUCCGUCGGAUUUGGUCACGUCGAUUGGACUAGGGGAGACUAUCCCGAAGCCGAUCUGCAGCGGCUUAUCAUCGCAUUUCCCUCCAAGGACAGCUAUCCACAGGCACCGCGGCCGUCCGGCUAUCUUUCGCGCGUUUUUAGGCCGUCUCUGCCCACCAACAACGCCGAGAGACAAAAGAUCAAUGAUAACUACGUCGAGAAAUACUCCAAAGAUUUCGAGCUGCCAGAAUCAAUCUUCUCAAGAUCGAAGACCACGUCGAUGGCUUCCUCGCGCUGUGUUCUCGUUACUGGCGCAACAGGCAGUCUCGGCUCUCACAUCGUGGCCGCCCUUGCGCAGCGCAGCGAUGUGAAAACGGUCAUCUGUAUUAACAGACUGAGCAACACUGAGGCCAACGUCCGCCAAAAAUCUUCAUUUUCCAUGCGUGGAAUUGAGCUCGACGCCGCGUCUAUGGCAAAGUUGGAAGUGAUUGAAACCGACACAAGCAAGGCUUCCAUAGGAUUGUCUGCCGACAAGUACCAGUCUUUACUCGGCAGAGUCACCCAUAUUGUCCACAGUGCGUGGCCCAUGAGUCUGACACGCCCUAUCCGCAUGUAUGAGAUCCAAAUGAACAUUCUACGAAAUCUCAUAUCCCUCGCAGCGGACAUUGCUCAGGAGCAGCCAGCUCCGCGUCGGGUUCCUAUUCGUGUCAUCCAUUGCCGUGGAACUCCCUUGGUGCCUGAGCAGCCGACGACUGUCGAGUCGGUCCCUCUCACUGGCUAUGCAGAGGCGAAGCUAGUCUGCGAAACCGUCCUGUCCAAGACACUACGCCGCUAUCCUGAUCGCUUCCAGGCCAAGGCGGUGCGGGUUGCGCAAAUCUCCGGAUCCACCACCAACGGCUACUGGAAUAACUCUGAAUACAUGCCUUUCCUCAUCAAAACAUCCCAGUCUCUUGGCCUACUCCCAUACCUCGAGGGCACCCUCUCGUGGUACCCUGUCGAUGGCGUCGCAGCUACCCUGGGCGACUUGCUCUUGUCUGAGACGGCCGACGACUGGAUCUACCACAUUGACAAUCCAUCGCGCCAGGGCUGGCAGGAAAUGAUUGCCUCGUUCGCCAGCGCACUCGGCCUUGGGAAGGAAAGCAUCAUCCCAUUCGACCAGUGGAUUGAUCGCGUCAGACGACUCCGCGGGUCCACGGUUGAUAACCCGGCACUGCAGCUGAUUGAUUUUUUCGAAAACUACUUCAUUCCAAUGUCGUGCGGAGAGCUCAUCUUGGAUACUACCAAGGCAAACCAGCACUCUGAGACGCUUCGUAACCAAGGGCCAAUCACUGACGAGGUCAUUGGCAAAUACAUCAAGGCAUUGCGAACAUCGGGCUUCUUGAAUUAG
This is a messenger RNA of Aspergillus fischeri NRRL 181, 7863 nucleotides long. Its product is annotated as putative polyketide synthase. Gene Ontology annotation, biological process: fatty acid biosynthetic process. Gene Ontology annotation, molecular function: 3-oxoacyl-[acyl-carrier-protein] synthase activity. The transcript has 3 exons. The coding region runs from base 1 to 7863 and encodes 2620 amino acids. The record is from RefSeq and is a predicted model, not a curated record. Lineage: Eukaryota; Fungi; Ascomycota; Eurotiomycetes; Eurotiales; Aspergillaceae.